AUGUCGGCCGCACCACCUACUUUGCCCACGGCGGGUCCUCCACCAACACGGAAGAAGGGUAUUGCUUUGCAUCCAUGGCAACCCGGUCCAGGGCACUCCCAGAUCCUGACUUACCUCCAGGCGGGGAUGCAUUCGAGGGCGUUGAAGUUGCACCCUCUUUUGGAUCUGACGAUGUGGGAUCCCAACGUGGAACGCAAUCGAACAUCCUGUAAGCCAACCUUCCUCACCUCCCCUGGACCACUACCACCGGCCGACCGGUCAGGCGGAAGCGAACAAGUUGACCCAGAUCUCCCAGCAUACGCAGUCAUCUGGAUCGACGAAGAAGCACAAGAGACGGAAUUGGUCGGAGAGCGGGAUCACGCGGCGACUCAGCCUCGUGUGGAAGAGCUGUAUUGCUGUCACGCAGAGACGGGUUGGGUAGUAAGAGUACGGAAUCGAGGGGGUGUGACAGUAAAUGACGUUCUACAUGCGAUAUCACCGUUAUACGUCGACGAGAUGAUGGAGAUGCAUCCGCGGGGAGUCCGAAUCAUGGAACAACGAUACUUUGAAGCUCGGGCCAUGUUCGGGGGGAUGGCGCCGGGAAUGGGCAUGUUCGACGGGUACAGAAAAGCGGACGCACUGCUCGGACGGACGUUUUUUAAUGGGAUCAAGUGGGAUCCUCAGGUACUCGCAGAUCGAUACUUCGUCGUUGUCGCCGUCCUCGGGACGUUUCAUUGUAAAAAUCAGCAACAGCGCAACAGCGUCAUCGUUACCUCGGCCUCGGCUAUGUCCUCUACCCCGAAACAAAAAUGGGGUACUCGAGAUCUGAGACCGGACAGAACCGCAUCGGUCUAUCGCCGUGUUGUCACGUAG
Molecule: messenger RNA, 852 nt
Organism: Filobasidium floriforme
Lineage: Eukaryota; Fungi; Basidiomycota; Tremellomycetes; Filobasidiales; Filobasidiaceae
Exons: 12
Coding region: 1-852 (283 amino acids)
Source: RefSeq, a predicted model, not a curated record